This is a messenger RNA of Candida tropicalis MYA-3404, 5022 nucleotides long. It is a transcript of the gene CHC1, whose product is annotated as clathrin heavy chain. Gene Ontology annotation, biological process: Golgi to endosome transport; intracellular protein transport; receptor-mediated endocytosis. The transcript has a single exon. Gene Ontology annotation, molecular function: structural molecule activity; clathrin light chain binding. Gene Ontology annotation, cellular component: actin cortical patch; clathrin complex; clathrin coat of coated pit. Lineage: Eukaryota; Fungi; Ascomycota; Pichiomycetes; Serinales; Debaryomycetaceae. Bases 1 to 5022 code for a protein of 1673 amino acids. The record is from RefSeq and is a predicted model, not a curated record.
AUGUCAAACGAUAUUCCUAUCGAUUUCACUGAAUUGACUCAGUUGACACAAUUGGGAAUUCCACAAACUUCAUUAGAUUUCAAAUCAACAACCUUAGAAUCAGACAGUUACAUAUGUGUACGUGAGUCAGGGGCACAAGGUAAUACCGUUGCCAUUGUUAAUUUAAAAAACAAUAAUGAAGUCACCAGAAAGAAUAUGACUGCUGAUAAUGCAAUCAUGCAUCCAAAGGAGUUUGUAAUUUCCUUAAGAGCCAACGGAACCACUUUACAAAUCUUCAACUUGGGCAGCAAACAAAGAUUAAAGGCUUUUACUAUGGAUCAACCAGUGAUAUUCUGGAAAUGGCUCAAUGAUCAAUACUUGGGUUUAGUCACUCAAUCUUCUAUUUACUACUGGAAUGUAUUUGACGGAACCAAUGACGGUCCAAUUAAGUUAAGCGAUAGACAUCACACUUUAAACAAUUGUCAAAUCAUCAACUUUGUUGCCGAACCAGCUUUAAACUGGUUUGCCGUUACUGGUAUUGCCCAAGAAGAUGGUCGUAUUGCUGGUCAUAUUCAAUUAUAUUCCAAAUCAAGAAACGUUUCUCAAGCAAUUGAAGGUCACGUUUGUAAAUUCGCUUCCCUUACAUUAUCUGGUGCCGUUCAACCAACUAAAGUUUUUUGUGUUGGUAAUAAGAAUGCCCAAGGUCAAGGUAAUUUGCACAUUAUUGAAAUAGACCAUGUUGACGGAAACCCACCAUUCCCAAAGAAAGCUGUUGAUAUCUUUUUCCCACCUGAUGCUGCUAAUGAUUUCCCAAUUAGUUUGCAAGCUUCAGACAGAUAUGGUAUUAUUUAUGUUUUGACCAAAUAUGGUUUUAUACAUUUAUACGAUAUGGAAACUGGUGGUAACUUGUUUGUUAACAGAAUCACUGCUGAUCCUGUUUUCACUGCCACUAGCUACAACGACGGUACUGGUUUGUUGACCAUUAACAAAGCCGGUCAAGUUUUGAGUGUUGAAGUUUCUCGUGACAAGAUUGUUCCAUAUGUUUUGGACAAAUUAUCUAAUGUUCCAUUAGCUUUGGCUUUAUCUUCCAGGGGCGGAUUCCCAGGUGCCGAAAACUUGUUCCAACAACAAUUCCAAACUUAUUUGAAUCAAGGUGAUUAUGCCAAUGCUGCUAAAGUUGCUGCUUCUUCAGAACAAUUACGUACUCAAGAUACCAUUAACAAAUUGAAACACAUUACUCCACAACCAGGUCAAAUUUCUCCAAUUUUACAAUAUUUCUCCACUUUAUUGGACAGAGGAACUUUGAACAAAUUUGAAUCCAUUGAAUUGGCUAAACCAGUUUUGCAACAAGAUCGUAAACCAUUGUUUGAAAAAUGGUUGAAGGAAGAUAAAUUGACCUCAUCUGAAGAAUUGGGUGAUAUUGUCAAAUCAUACAAUGAUACUACUUUGGCUCUUGCCGUUUAUAUCAGAGCCAAUGUCAACAUCAAGGUUGUUUCUUGUUUGGCUGAAUUGGGUGAAUUUGAUAAAAUUUUGCCAUACUGUCAAAAAGUUGGCUACAAUCCAGAUUAUACCAACUUGAUCCAAAACUUGGUCAGAGUCAACCCAGAUAAAGCCAGUGAAUUUGCUACCUCAUUGUUAGCUAGUCCAGAUGCUAACUUGAAUGUUGAACAAAUUGCUGAUUUAUUCUUCUCUCAAAACUAUAUUCAACAAGGUACUGCAUUCUUGUUGGAUGCUUUGAAGAAUGAUUCUCCAGCUGAAGGUCAUUUACAAACCAAAGUCUUGGAAAUCAAUUUAUUACAUGCUCCACAAGUUGCCGAUGCUAUUUUGGGUAACCACAUGUUUAGCCAUUACGAUAAACCAACCAUUGGUAAAUUGUGUGAAAAAUCUGGUUUGUUCCAAAGAGCUUUAGAACACUACGAUGAUUUGAAAGAUAUCAAGAGAGUUAUUGUCCACACUAAUGUCUUACCAAGUGAUUGGUUGGUUUCUUACUUUGGUCAAUUGAAUGUUGAACAAUCCCUUGCUUGUCUUAAGGAAUUGUUGAGCCAAAAUGUUCAACAAAACUUGCAAGUUAUUAUCCAAGUUGCUACCAAAUACUCUGAAUUGAUUGGUCCUAUGAAGUUGAUUAAGCUUUUUGAAGAAUACAAAUGUACUGAAGGCUUAUACUACUACUUGAGUUCUAUUGUUAACUUGACCCAAGAUCCAGAUGUUGUUUUCAAAUACAUCCAAGCUGCCGCCAAGAUGAACCAAACCAAAGAAAUUGAAAGAGUUGUUAGAGACAACAAUGUUUACAAUGGUGAAAAGGUUAAAAACUUUUUGAAAGAAUUCAAAUUGGAUGAUCAAUUACCAUUGAUCAUUGUUUGUGACAGAUUCAACUUUGUUCACGAUUUGAUUUUGUACUUGUACAAGAACCAAUACUUUAAAUUCAUUGAAGUCUAUGUUCAAUCAGUCAACCCAACAAACACCCCACAAGUUGUUGCCGGUUUAUUGGAUGUUGAUUGUGAUGAAGAAAUCAUUAAAGGUUUGUUGAUGUCUGUCUUGGGUAGAGUUCCAAUCAAAGAAUUAGUUGAAGAAGUUGAAAAGAGAAACAGAUUGAAGAUUUUGUUGCCAUUCUUGGAAAAGACUUUGGAAGGUGGCUCUAAUGAUCAAGAAGUUUACAACACUUUGGCAAAGAUUUACAUUGAUUCCAACAAUUCUCCAGAGAAAUUCUUGCAAGACAACAACAACUAUGACACUUUAGUUGUUGGUAAAUACUGUGAAAAGAGAGAUCCAUACUUGGCUUACAUCUCUUACAGUAAAGGUGGUAACGAUGACCAAUUGAUUGCUAUUACCAAUGAAAACAAGAUGUUCAAAUAUCAAGCUAGAUACUUGUUGUCCAAGUCUGAUCUCACUUUGUGGAACAAAGUUUUAACUGCUGACAAUAUCCACAGAAGACAAUUGGUUGACCAAGUUAUCUCUACUGGUAUUCCAGAAUUGGAUGACCCAGAACCAAUUUCCAUCACUGUCAAGGCUUUCAUGGAUAAUGAUUUACCAGAAGAAUUAAUGGAAUUAUUGGAAAAGAUCAUCUUGGAACCAUCUCCAUUUAGUGAAAACGCUUCUUUACAAGGUUUGAUGAUUUUGACUGCUAUCAAAGCCGAUUCAUCUAAAGUUUCUAGCUACAUUGAAAAAUUGGAUAAAUUUGAUCCAGCUGAAAUUGCUCCAUUGUGUAUUGAUAAUGGUUUGAACGAAGAAGCCUUUGAAGUUUAUGACAAAUUUGAAAUGAGAACAGAUGCUAUGAAAGUUUUAGUUGAAGAUAUUGUUUCUUUGGACAGAGCCGAACAAUAUGCUGAAAAAUACGAUACUCCAGAAUUAUAUUAUCAAUUGGGUACUGCUCAAUUAGAUGGUUUACGUAUUCCAGAAGCUAUUGAUUCUUAUGUCAAAUCCAAGAACCCAGAAAACUUUGCUCAAGUUAUUGAAAUUGCUGAACAUGCUGGUAAAGAAGAAGAAUUGAUUAGUUUCUUAGAUAUGGCUAGAGAAACUUUAAGAGAACCAGUUAUUGAUGGUGCUUUGAUCAAUGCUUAUGCUACCUUGGAUAGAUUAAGUGAUAUGGAAAAAUUUGUUGGUGGUUCCAAUGUUGCUGAUUUGGAAGCUAUUGGUGACAAAUUGUUUGAAGCCAAGAACUACAAAGGUGCCAAGAUUUUGUAUUCCAAUGUUUCUAAAUACUCCAAGUUGGCUACUACAUUGGUUUAUUUAGGAGAUUACCAAGGUGCUGUUGAUUGUGCUAGAAAGGCUUCUAACACUCAAGUCUGGAAACAAGUUAACAAUGCUUGUAUUGAAAACAAAGAAUUCAGAUUGGCUCAAAUUUGUGGUUUGAACUUGAUUAUUGAUGCAGAAGAAUUACCAGAAUUGGUUAGAACCUAUGAAUACAAUGGUUACUUUAAUGAAUUGAUUUCCCUUUUCGAAAGUGGUUUAGGUUUGGAACGAGCUCACAUGGGUAUGUUUACUGAAUUAGCCAUCUUGUAUGCUAAAUACUCCCCAGAAAAGGUUAUGGAACAUUUGAAAUUAUUCUGGUCUAGAAUCAACAUUCCAAAAGUUUUAACUGCUUGUGAAGAAGCUCAUUUGUACCCAGAAUUGAUUUUCUUGUACUGCCACUAUGAAGAAUGGGAUAACGCUGCUUUGACUAUGAUUGAAAGAUCCGAAGUUGCUUUUGACCAUUCAUCAUUCAAGGAAAUUAUUGUUAAGGCACCAAACUUGGAAAUCUACUACAAAGCUAUCCAAUUCUACAUGAAUGAACAACCAUCAUUGUUGGUUGAUUUGUUGCAAGUUUUAACACCAAAAUUAGAUUUGCCAAGAGUUGUUAGAAUGUUUGUUCAAAGUGAUAACUUGCCAAUGAUCAAACCAUUCUUGAUUUCUGUUUUGGAAAAGAACAAUUCUGUUGUCAACUCUGCUUACCACGACUUGUUGAUUGAAGAAGAAGACUACAAAUCCUUGAGAUCAUCUAUUGAAAACGAAAGCAACAAUAGAUUCAAUAAAUUGGAUUUGGCUGAAAGAUUAGAAAAACAUGAAUUGAUUUUCUUUAGACAAAUUGCUGCUACUUUGUACACCAAAGAAAAGAAAUUCAACAGAGCUAUUUCUAUUUUGAAGACUGAUAAGUUAUGGCCAGAUUUAUUAAAGACUGUUGCUAUUGCCAAAUCCAACAAGAUUGCUCAUGAAAUGUUGGAUUAUUUUGUUGAAACAGGUAACCAUGAAUGUUUUGUUGCUUUGUUGUACACUUCAUAUGAUUACAUUAACUAUGAUUACGUAGUUGAAUUAUCUUGGUUACACAACUUGUCCAACUUUAUUAAACCAUAUGAAAUUUCUAUUGUUUAUGAAAACAACAAGAAAUUGAAUGAAGUUUAUCAAGAUUUGAAAAAGAGACAAGAAUUGGAAAAGAAGAAUGAAGAAGAACCAUCAACUGCCGGUGCACCAUUGAUGCUUACUAAUGGACCAAUGAGUUAUCAAGGUACUGGAGUUGGUAGCAACCUUGGAUACCAACCAACUGGUACUGGAUUUGGUAAUGCUUUUUAA